Tauraco erythrolophus (red-crested turaco) is the source of this 1739-nucleotide messenger RNA. The record is from RefSeq and is a predicted model, not a curated record. Lineage: Eukaryota; Metazoa; Chordata; Aves; Musophagiformes; Musophagidae.
UGUUCUAUGUGGGCAAGGUAAAACUUCAGUCAAGUGAAGAAAGCAACACCUCACUAAAUGUAGAAAUAAUUAAUAACACAACCAUCAACAAAGUUACAAAAUUAAUUGCAAUUCCAGCGCCUACCUCACCAGAAUUGAGGCUUUCAGAAUUCAACAAAACCUUGCAAGCAGUAAGUGAGUCCUCUGUUAUGGAAUGCAGGGCAGAAAACCAGAGUAUACAAUGCAAUUUCAUAAUGAAGCUGGCUGAGAGUGAGAAUGUAAGCAGUUUAACAGACAAAGCAGAAAUAAGCCAACUUGAACGAUGCUGCUGUUCAUCACUGGAGUAUUGUUCCUUGACUGCUGAAGAAUUACAAAUGUAUACUAUAGAAGUGCCACCGCAUUCUAUAUGGAUUCCUUUUCCUCGUUUUCCUUCUCUCCCUAAAAAGACUUCCCCCAAAUCUAAUACUUUUAUUUCUCCCACUAUGCUUUCUACCAAACAAAGCCCCACAAUCAGACCACUGAUCACACCAUUCACAGAAAAACCUUUUUCUAGAACUCCCUCACAGAAUCACAGAAUCACAGAAUCACACUCCACAUCUCCCACUACAAAUCCUCUCUCUGAAACUUCUCCCAUACCUACUACUGAAACAUCUGUGUCUUCCACCAGUGUUACCACUACAUUUUCCUCUUCUGAGUCUCUUGCUCAACCCACCAUGCCAACUUUUCCUUCCAGAGCUUCUAAUAAAUCUGUCACUAUUUCCACAUCUGCAGCAAAGUCUGUCACUAAUGCUGCUUUCUCAGUUAAAUCUGAUGCUGCAUAUCUUACCAAGCCUGUUACAAUAACUUCUCCUUCUGUAGGUUUCACUAAACAUUCUGCAGUUUCCUUUUCUGAGCUUUCCCUCAAACCUCCAACAGCAAUUCCCCACUUUGAGACUACCACCAAAUCUGCUGCACAAAUUCCUCCUGCUACAAAUUCGACCCAACCUAUUUCUGGUAACAAAAACAUUACUGCACCACCUAUUCCUCCCCGUACUCCUUUCUCAAUAACUUUGACCCCCACUGUUAGUCCUAUCAACCAUUCUGUCUCAGCUCCUCAUCCUCAUGCUACUGCUGGUGGCCAUGGUAGCCCAGGAAAGAUCCUAUCAUCUACCACAUACACAACUUCUGUAUACACCACCAUUAAUAUCACCACAGCUGAGCAAAUUGUGUCCAAAAUAGAAAAUGAUUUAGCAGCUGGAAAAGUAGAGCCAAAAGAUGUAGAAAGGAUGGUUAGUGAGGUUAGCAAAGUCCUGACUGCUUCUCCACCAUUACCACCCCAAAUUUCCAACAGAAUUAUAAAGCUGGUGGAUUAUAUUGGCUUAAAACUGAACUUUUCAGCCAUGUCUGCUGAUUUUGCCUCCCCUUCCUUGGCUCUGGCAGUUGUCAAAACCAAUAGCAUCCGCUCCAACCAAAUGUCUUUUGCUGUCCAGGACUCGGCUGAUCUCCAGAUCUCUUUAGGCAUUAAUGCAAUUCAUGAUUUAAAUAAUCUCGGAUCAAUUACACUUCCUACAUCAUUGCUGACGAAUUUACCCCCUCAAGAGCUUGACUUGGCUUCUAGAAUUAUAUUCAACUUCUUUAAAAAGACCACUGUGUUCCAGGAUCUGUCCUUGAAGAAUGCAUCUUUAAUCAGCAAUGUUAUAUCUUCAAGUGUUGCUAACCUCACAAUUAGCAACUUGAAGGCAAAUGUUACUGUCACUUUACAGAAUAUCAAACCUAAUCAG